Beta vulgaris subsp. vulgaris (sugar beet) is the source of this 1123-nucleotide messenger RNA. RefSeq lists its product as uncharacterized. NCBI's taxonomy places the organism in Eukaryota, Viridiplantae, Streptophyta, Magnoliopsida, Caryophyllales, Amaranthaceae. The record is from RefSeq and is a predicted model, not a curated record. The transcript is spliced from 6 exons. The coding region runs from base 250 to 636 and encodes 128 amino acids.
ACUACUACCCACAGCACUACACGCUACAGCAACAGCCAGCCCUCUCAUCGCUCCUCCUCCUCCUCGCGCGACGCCGGCGACUCCCCUCAUCCACCGCACGCUGCCGGCGACUUCCCUCAUCCAUCGCACGCUGCCGCCGAAAAUAUCAAGUAUCCUCCCCGCAGCCGUGGCCCUCCUCGCCGGAAUCAGGCGGCCACCAGAUUUUCAGGUAACAAACUUCAGCUCAUUGUGGAUAGGAGCUUUUGUCUUAUGGAUGAGAUUGGAUUCAUUGGAGAUAAUCAUCCGGAAGAUGUUAGAUGGCUUUGUUCCUUGUCGGAGUCGGAACUUGACAUGCUGAUUAGCCUGAAGAAGCUUGCCCUUCAACGAGCUCGAGCUGUUGGGCAUGAAAGUCUAGCCCAGAAAUUUGAUUUAAAAAUGCUUCGAGCACUUGGGUUUGUUUUGAUGCAGGACCUAAAAGAAAAGGUAAAUGACUCGCAAUUGACAGGAUCGAUUGCAUCAGAAGAUCUGUUUGAUGGGUCUAAUCUGUUGAAACUGGAUUUGGAGGACAGAGUAGAGACAGGAGAGCAAGCAAAGGCAAGCAAGGUGGCCCCUAAUUUGAAGAGAAAGAAUCCCGAUAACUCUCAUGACUCUGAUUAACAAGAAACUGGAGGCUUUGGUGCAUAUUGUGUUGUCAUAGCCAAGUGCGUCGUAGAGAGGCGUACAGCAGAAGACUACGAGUUCUUUUCGAUGAUAAUUAGUCGUAACUUACAACCCAUGUAAACUAUUCUCGUUGGAUCAGUCUCCAUCCUAAGAUGGAAGAAGAAGAGGUUCCUUGAUACGUACAUGAUUCUAAGCAUAAGAUGGUUUUAGAGUGAAAGUUUUGUAAAUUCUUUUGUCCUAGGAUUUUUUUUUUUUGACAUCAGGUCCUAGGAAAUAUUGUAGUUUUAGAAAGUAGUACAAAGAUAUUAAACUUUUCUGUUUCAUACUGUUUGUAGCUGUGUUGCAUACGGCCAUAGAUUUCUGAUGUGUGUGAUUAGGUUAUAAGUCACAAUAGUCUCUAAAUUGAUUUGACAGACUUUUUUUAAGUCAAGUGUUGGUUGGUGGAUUGAUCUAUGUGAAUAUUGAUGAUAAUUUGAUUGUUGUA